AUGGCCAGGAAAUACGGACUUAUUAACGAGUUUAAACUCAACAUUGAGUGUAACCACGCCACGCUUUCUGGUCACACCUGCCACCACGAGCUUGAAACUGCAAGAAUCAAUGGUUUACUUGGGAACAUUGAUGCAAACACCAGAGAAGCUCAAACUGGAUGGGAUACAGAUCAGUUUCUUACAGAUGUUGGGGAAGCAACCCUGGUUAUGAUGAGUGUCAUCAAAAACGGUGGGAUUGCUCCAGGUGGCUUCAACUUUGACGCCAAACUGCAAAGAGAGAAUGCAGAUGUUGAAGACCUUUUCAUUGCUCGUAUUAGUGGAAUGGACACUGUGGCUCGUGGACUGAGAAAUGCAGCCAAGAUUUUGGAGGUUGGUUACUUGCUUGCCAUCUCUCCUUAA
This is a messenger RNA of Eruca vesicaria subsp. sativa (arugula), 399 nucleotides long. Lineage: Eukaryota; Viridiplantae; Streptophyta; Magnoliopsida; Brassicales; Brassicaceae. The record is from the annotation of a GenBank genome assembly.